UCAAUCAUUGGGCAAUUCAUCAACCCAACAAGAGUUCUAUCCCCUUUUACACCUACUUCCCUUUCCUAUAGCCCCCAAUUAAUUAGUCUUCAUCACCUCAGGAUUUCAUAUGAAGUUCUAAAAUGAUUUGAAGAAGACUAAGUCAUGGCUCGUAGGAAAACCUUGAUGAAGAAGUUGCAUGAAAGGCUAACCCUGAGCCAUGUCUUUCAGCUAAAGACAUGCCUCCAGGAAAGGCCAUGUUCAUGCUUGUUUGACCGUUCACCAAAUUCCUCCGUUCAAAUUUACGACGAUUCAUCAUGUUUCUUGAAACGUGCAUUGAGUAAUUCGGCACGGGAUCAUGAAAACCUAACCAUGAGCUACUUCUUUCAGCAAAUGGAACGCAUCCAGGAAAGGUCAACCUUAAGUUUGUUUGCCUGUUCACCAAAUACUGGCGUUCAAAUUCGGGAACUACAAAUUCGAGAGGAUUCAUCAUAUAAUAAUUUCUCGAAGCCUUUAUCGAAUGAUGCUGGGAAUGAAAAACGUCAGUCAUGCUUGCCCCAUUCAAUUGCAAAAAGUUAUGAUCUUGAGCAACUGGAUGGGCUGCUGGUGUUGCAUAGAAGGGCACUGCAGCUGCUGCUGAGCGAGUAUUUGGAAAGCCAUGAUAGGGAACAUAUGGCGUUAGCUGACUGCUUUGUGCAAGACUAUUCCAGCUUGUGCUAUCCUGGUAAGGGGCAAUGUUUGGCUCAAAAUGCCAUUCUUGCAACCUUCAACCCCUCAGUCCAUGGUCAAUUAUCACGGAAUGCAACCGAUCCCUGCGCCAAAACUGACAUAUUGGAUUUAAAACAAGCGGUUCCAUUUGCGGAUUAGGAGCUUCCAUCUGCUGAAUAAAGUUGGCAUUGCUAGGACUGGCCCCAUUGUUGAAGUUGUAGUUUCUCGGAAGGAAUUGGAGCUGAUGCUGUCUUGCUGCAUUUUUUCCAAGAAGAAACGACCUGAAACAAUGAACUGUAUUAGUACUAGCAAUGAAACUGUAUUAGUACU
Messenger RNA from Rubroshorea leprosula, 1017 nucleotides. Lineage: Eukaryota; Viridiplantae; Streptophyta; Magnoliopsida; Malvales; Dipterocarpaceae. The record is from the annotation of a GenBank genome assembly.